Naumovozyma dairenensis CBS 421 is the source of this 2415-nucleotide messenger RNA. It is a transcript of the gene DOT6, whose product is annotated as Dot6p. NCBI's taxonomy places the organism in Eukaryota, Fungi, Ascomycota, Saccharomycetes, Saccharomycetales, Saccharomycetaceae. The record is from RefSeq and is a predicted model, not a curated record. The transcript has a single exon. Bases 1 to 2415 code for a protein of 804 amino acids.
AUGACUGCUCCAAAAUAUGUCGGUGCUUCAGUCUUUUCACCAACUACAACUACUUCCUCUAAUCUUAAUAUAUUGAACAACCAUCCGCACCCACCAACUCAGCCUUAUAAUCAUCUGCCAACCCAAUAUGGUCAAAAUAAUACAAAUACUGCACAAUACGUCCAUAACGUAAUGUCAGUUGCUUCUUUGAACAAUAACAUCUCCUCCGAUACAAAUAUUAUUGGCAUUCAAAACAAGAGUGGUAAUAUGGAAAACGAAAUUAGAUCCCAAAACACCACUACGGAUACAGACGUCGACGUCGAUGUACACAUAGAUGUUAACGAUGAUAUGAAUAUAAACGAUCAUUCUAGCUCUUUACCAACUAGUUCUGGAAGGAAAACAGCUAAGAAAUCAUCAAAGGAAAACUCACUUAAGAAUCCAUCUUCUUGGGAUCCUGAAGAUGAUCUUUUACUACGUCAUUUGAAGGAAAUAAAGAAAAUGGGAUGGAAAGAAAUUGCUCAAUAUUUUACCAAUAGAACUCCUAACGCUUGUCAAUUUAGAUGGAGAAGAUUGAAAUCUGGUAACUUAAAAUCAAAUAAAACUGCUUUAAUGGAUGUCACUGAAUAUCAUGGUACUUUAGAGAUUUUAAAUGCUGAUCCUACAAUUUCUAGCAAUAAAAAUUCCUCUACCAAGAGAGAAAGUGUCUCGAACCUAAAAUCAGAUCAUAUUAUCCAAAACGGCAUUACUAAUACAUCUACAAAAUAUGCUCUUUCUACUAUUGCCGUAGCUGAAACGCAAGUCCCUCGUUCUACUAUCGUAAAUGAUACUCAUAUCGUUCCAUCACCUCCAUUCCCAAUAAAAAAUUCUAACGCUGUACAAUUAGAUAAUGAAGAGAUGAUAAUACCAAAUAAUAGUAAUGCUUUUAUUCAACCUAAAAAUAGCUCUUCUACUACCGCUACUACUACUAAUACAAACUUCAUAAACUCAUUUAAUGGCUCCAAUAUUUUGCCAGUUCCAAUAAGCCAACAACAAUCCUUCAAUAAACCGAGAGCUAACUCCCAUUCCUUCACUAAACCUUCAAUAGUUACGCAAUAUAAUCAAUGUAAUGGAAUUACCACUGAAGAUGGAGAACAUUCUGGUUUUAUUCCAAAAGUCUUUGUCAAAUCAAGAAGAAGUUCAUUGGCCUUUUUACCUCCUCUAUCUUCUAAUUUGGCAACAUCCCCUCCUGUCAAUAGUAGUAUUAAUGCAGCAUUGAAUAUCACCUUAGUGACUUCCAAAUCAAGAAAAAACUCAUUUGCUAGUUGGGCAUCAAGAAGAUCAUCAUUUUCUAUCUCAAGUUCCACUCCAUCUAGACGUUCUUCUAUUAUAAUGGCACCAACCUCCAUAAGUAGUACAUUAAAUCCAAAAUCAAGAAGAGAAUCUCUUGUUAAGAAAGAUUAUUAUCUAAAUCGUCGGACCUCAAAUGUCAAUGAUACUACAACAACAAACACCACUACUAUAUUAUCACCAACUGCUACAUCUAAUAACCAUUCAAAUCAUUUAUUUGCUAAUUCUAAUACUUUCCUUGAUUCAAAUACAUCAAUCGCUUCACAAGAACAAAGGAAAAACUCUAGAUCUUUGUCUAUUUCAGCAAAUACUAAUCACAAUAAUAAUAAUAAUCUUUCACAAAGAUUUUUCGCAUCAAAUAGAUCACCUAAUGAUUGGACUAAAGAAGAAGAUGCACUAUUAAUAGAAAAUAAUUCAAGAAACUUAUCAAUAAUGGAACUAUCAAUCCUUUUACCAAACAAAUCUGAAUCAGAAAUUCAAUCUAGAAUUAAUAAUAUCAUUUGUGAAGGUCCAGAACAACAAUUUAAUAAAACUAUGGAUGGUUAUAUCUCACCAUCACAUUCUCCAACAAAGACCUCUCCUCGUUCCACUACCAAUUCUUCCUCUAAUAGAAGAUUACCAUCACCUGAUAACGGCCCUGCUGGCAAAGAUGAUGAACAUAUUGAUCCAUUGUAUAACAAACACAAUCAUAUUCGUCAGAAUGAUAACAGAACAAAGGGAAAGUUGACCGUUGAUAAUAAUAAUAAUAAUAAUAGUAAUAAUAAUAAUUCACCAAACUCUACCAAAAAUAUAUCUCCGAUUCCUACACCAACACUUUCAUCAACUACUGAUAAUGAAGAUAAUAUCUCAGUAGAUACUUCAACAACAAAUACUACAGCCACUAUAAUGAAUUCAACAUCCAAUAAAUUCGAUUUUGGUGUCUACAAUCUACAUUCUCAAAGUGUUACACCAAGGAAUAAUAUUUCCAUAACAUCAAUCAAUGAUAAUAACAAUAUCGUAACUAAUUCCAAUAGAGAUACCAUUUCUAAUAAUAAUAACAACGCUAGCAAUAGUAACAAUAACAAUUCUCAUUUACCAAGUAUAAACACAAUUUUUAAAAAUAUGAUGUAA